Molecule: messenger RNA, 549 nt
Organism: Drosophila mojavensis
Lineage: Eukaryota; Metazoa; Arthropoda; Insecta; Diptera; Drosophilidae
Exons: 2
Coding region: 103-444 (113 amino acids)
Source: RefSeq, a predicted model, not a curated record
AUUUCUUCAGUCGUCCAGGCCUGAUGGGGGUGAGCGGUGCAGUUCAGUAAAGUGAAAUAAAGUAAAGUGAGAAGUCUGAUCGUUCAGCUAAGCACUUAAGACAUGGAGGAAAGACAUGGUGACAUGACAUGGUGGAAAAACUUGGAGGAGAGACAUGGAGGAAAGACAUCGAGCAACAAUGACAGCGGCAUAGCGUUUUGGGCAGCACUUCCCGCCGCACAGCCAACAGCCAACAGCCAACAACCAACAACCGUCAACCGCGCUUCAAGGCCAGAGGCAGCUAAAGUGGGGAGCUCAGGUGAGCAAACAAAAUCUCCUGACAGCUCAAUGAGCUGUGCCGCAUGGGCAGGCGAGGCCGAGGGCGAGGGCGGGUGUUUGAAAGCGUAUAAAACUAGCGGUAACAGAUACCAAGGAGCGCAUAACUUUUGCAUAAAUCUCUCAUAGUUGUUAAUGCAAACCGCGCCUGGCAGCCCCCAGUCGCCAGCCAUCAAAAAGCAGCCAGCAGCUGGCAGUUGGCAGUUGGCUGGCGUCGCACGUUCGAACUUUUCG